AUGGCCGAGGGGUCAGCCAAGCGAAGUGCCUCCCCGGCAAUCUCCCCGCCUCCAAUGCGCCGAAAAGUCGAUACAGUAACCAAGAAGUCAGCACCCAACUUCUUUACACCGGCAUCACAGAAGAAACCUGCUCCGAUCACAUGGCGCGUGAUUGGGACGAGUGUCGUCAUCGGAAAACAGAACACGGGCAACCAAGUCCCAGCAGACAAACAGCGCCGCAUCGCCGGGUUUGACCUGGAUUCGACGUUGAUUAAGACGAAAUCCGGAAAUGUCUUCCCCAAAUCUGCGACAGACUGGCAAUGGUGGAGCAUCAAAGUCCCAGGGCGGCUGAAGGAGCUCAACUCAGAAGGUUAUCAAGUCGUCAUCUUCUCAAAUCAGAAGAAAAUCAGCGUCCAGAAAGAUAUCAAGGGCGGGCGCAGUGACUCCAAAAGUCUCACCAACUUCAAGGAGAAGAUGGAGGCUGUGAUGACCGAAUUGGACUUUCCGUUCAGCGUCUAUGCUGCCACAACAGAUCCCGAAUAUCGAAAGCCUCGUCUUGGCAUGUGGCGCGAGUUCCUGGAUGAUUAUGAUCUCGAUAUUGCGGGUGUUGAUCUUCCUGGGUCAUUCUUUGUCGGUGACGCUGCCGGUAGACCGGGGGAUCACUCGGCUGUUGAUCGGGGCAUUGCUACUAAUAUAGGCCUGCCUUUCAAGACACCAGAAGAGUUCUUCCUGGGACAAGCUGCUGAGCCAGCCACGGGGUCGUUCGAUCCUAUAUCGUAUAUGAAGGAUGAUCUUGAGGAGCCAGCCAAACCCUUUUCUCGUAAACACCCCGUCGAACUCGUCAUCUUCUGUGGUAGCCCAGGUGCUGGAAAGUCCACUUUCUACUGGAACCACCUCGAGCCUCUUGGCUAUGAGCGAGUGAACCAAGAUAUCCUCAAGACACGCCCGAAAUGCCUCAAGGUGGCCCGCGAGCUUUUGCAGGAUAAAAAAUCAGUGGCGAUCGACAAUACAAACGCCAACGAAGAAACACGAGCCUACUGGGUCGAACUGGCAAAAGAAUUCAAUGUACCCAUCCGCUGCGUUCAAUUCAUUUCCACUCCAGAUCUGUGCCGGCACAAUAACGCUGUACGCGCCUCAAACAAAGAAUUGAACCCCGAGGCCCGAACGUCCCUCCCUGGAAUUGCCUUCGGUGACUUCGGACGCCGCUUCAGUGCCCCCAAAAUAGAAGAGGGCUUUGACGACAUUAUCCCUGUGGAAUUCCAAUUCCGAGGGAGUAAAGAGGCGAGGGAGCUAUGGGGGCAGUACUGGAUUUGA
Messenger RNA from Penicillium salamii, 1293 nucleotides. Lineage: Eukaryota; Fungi; Ascomycota; Eurotiomycetes; Eurotiales; Aspergillaceae. The record is from the annotation of a GenBank genome assembly.